AUGGAGCCUCUCGCCAGAAUCGACAACAACUUUGCCCUUCAGUCUAACAUCCUUAGUGUUUACCAGGAUAUUUCCGAGAAUGACCAAAUUCGUGAGGCCUCAAAAAAAUCGCGGAAGUUAUUUGAUGCGUUUCGUACCCAGUCAUUCAUGCGCGAGGAUGUUUUCGCACUUGUCAAUGCAGUGCAUGACGGCAGCGAGGGCCUUGAUGCCGAAUCCUCCCUCUUACUGAAGCUCACAUAUGACAGGCAUAUCCAAAUGAGCGUAGGUCUACGUGAUACUAAGCAGAAACAACGUUACAAGGAAAUACAAGCACAGCUCGCUGAGAUAAAACCAGCCUUUCGACAGAAUCUCAAUAGCGAUAACAGUACAGUAGAUUUCAACCUUGACGACCUGAAAGGUGUUCCUGAUCGAAUACUAGCUAAGCUGGAUCCCAAAGGAGCUGCCCAGCAUCAGUACCAAGUUACACUCUCAAACCCCAGCCAUAUGGAGAUUAUGGAACGCGCAACCAAAAGUGAGACUAGAAGACGUCUAUUCAUUGCUAGCCAGAAUAGGUGUGUUGGAAAUGGACCUCUCCUUAAAGAAGCUGCAAUAUUAAGAUACGAAUCUGCCAAUUUACUGGGAUUCCCAGACAACGCCGCUCGUCAAAUUCAAGGGAGAAUGGCCAAGAUUCCAGAUACAGUAAACAAAUUUCUAGCCGAGUUAUGCUCCAAAUUAACACCAGCCGGACUCGCUUCUUUGAAUGAGCUGGAAUUUUUGAAGAGAGACGAUGUUAGUCGCCAAGAUGAGCUAGACCAGUAUGACCACAGCUUUUUUAUAUGGGAUUAUCAUUUCUACCAUCGACUGAUGUUAGAGCGGCACCUUGGAAUUGAUCGUCAGAAAAUAAGGGAGUAUUUCCCGCUGCAGACAACCAUUGCCGGUAUGUUGAGCAUAUUCGGAUCUUUAUUCCAACUGAAGUUCAUAGAACUUAAGGGGGCCGAUAAAUCUUCCAACAUGGUCUGGCAUGAAGAUACUCAGGUAUUUCAAGUCCAUGGUAUCCAGAAACAGAGUAAUCAUUUCCAUGGAUAUCUUUAUCUUGAUCUCUUUUAUCGGCAAGGCAAAUAUCCUAACCCUGCAUGUUUCAACCUCCAGCCGGGAUUUAUUAAACAGGAUGGCUCCCGCUAUUGCCCGUCAGUUGCGCUCUUGUGUGAUUUUUCUCAGCCAACAUCAAGGAAACCAUCUCUUCUCGGGCAUUUCGAGAUGGUAACCAUGUUUCAUGAAUUGGGUCACUGUAUGCAUGACCUUCUCUCCAAGACUAGAUAUGCCCGCUUUCACGGUCCCGAGAGCGUCCCCGUAGACUUUGGCGAGGUUCCAAGUCAAAUGCUUGAGAAAUGGUGUUGGAUACCGUCACAACUUAGGAAAUUGAGCACACACUACUCAUACGUGGACUCUGAUAUGCUUGAGCACUGGAAAACAGAGAACAAGGGUAUUGGUCAACCGCAAAAGCACAUGCCGGACGCCAUGAUAGACUCCCUCAUUCGAGCCAGAAGCCUUACCUUUGGGCCUUUGUUUUAUCUAGAGCAGCUACAGAGAAGCCUUUUUGAUAUAGCUAUCAAUCAACUGCACAAGGAUAUUCGGCUGAUAAGCGGUCCUGAAGCUCUUGGGAAGGGGUAUACCUGGGGACAUGGUUAUGCCAUAUUUUCCCAUUUAAUGUCAACUGACUAUGACGCUGGAUAUUACUCCUACCUAUUUUCACAGGUUUUUGCAGUGGACCUGUUCUACACCGAGUUCAAAGAUGAUCUGGCAAACAUUGAGACGGCUCAAAGAUAUCCUCGUUGUAUCCUUGAAAGAGGGGGUAGCCAAGAUCAUAUGCAAGCUCUUAUCGAUUUCUUAGGCCGGCCACCCUCGGCGGAAGCUUUUGAUGAGCAUCUAUUUGGAUGCAGCACGGAAUUAUGA
This is a messenger RNA of Trichoderma virens Gv29-8, 1932 nucleotides long. RefSeq lists its product as uncharacterized. Lineage: Eukaryota; Fungi; Ascomycota; Sordariomycetes; Hypocreales; Hypocreaceae. The record is from RefSeq and is a predicted model, not a curated record. Gene Ontology annotation, molecular function: metalloendopeptidase activity. Bases 1 to 1932 code for a protein of 643 amino acids. Gene Ontology annotation, cellular component: mitochondrial intermembrane space. The transcript has 4 exons. Gene Ontology annotation, biological process: proteolysis; peptide metabolic process.